Molecule: messenger RNA, 1185 nt
Organism: Venturia canescens
Lineage: Eukaryota; Metazoa; Arthropoda; Insecta; Hymenoptera; Ichneumonidae
Gene: Osi10a
Product: Osiris 10a
Exons: 2
Coding region: 65-1039 (324 amino acids)
Cellular component (GO): membrane
Source: RefSeq, a predicted model, not a curated record
CAUCGUUCACCGCACGUGCGAAAAAUUGUUGUUAAUUUCGACAAUUUUUUUCUUCAGCCUCGAAAUGAAGCGGAAACUUCGGGAUCUGCUAUUGAUCGUUUGGUUUUCAUCGGGCAUUACAGUCAUGAUGGAUCCCAAGACUGAACCUGAACUUGACAUAAGUGACAGCAAAGAGGAACCCAGCAAUUUCCAAAAUGUUUUUGCUUCCUGUUUGACGAAAAAAAUUCACGGUGUUUUCGAGUGCGCUAAUCGUGGUACUCUGAGCGUUCUACGCGCCAUGAAUCGCGAAGAUGUGCUCGAUUAUGACAGUGUCAAGCUCGAAAGAGCCGAGGGACAGAGUCGUGAACUCUUGGAUCUCGACUACGAUCCUAAAGAUUUUGGCAAUGUUGUUCAAGCAGCUGCCAGACUUAUGGAGAGGAGGAAUUUAAGGUGGGAUCUCAGCAAUAUUUAUCCGGGUCUCCAAAUGAGAGUCGGUCCAAUGCUAAACGGCAAUGGGGUGUUGGAGUUCGUGGUCGAUGAGAGGUUCCGUGGAUAUACGGAUCGACAGUUGGGAACAGGUAGAAUGAUUGUGCGGAGUCUCGUGCUGCCAUUCCUGCUCGGCUUCAAGUUCAGUCUAGCGAGUCUCGUACCCUUGAUCUUCGGAAUAAUACUGCUGGUCACGAAGAAGGCCUUGCUCCUAACCAAGUUUGCUCUCCUGUUGAGCAGCUUAUUAGGCUGGAAUUCCAUUCUCACUGGAGGGCAUGCUUCUCAAGGCGGUUAUCCAGUAUCGCAAAUGAAUCCGUUAGUCCAAGGAUUGGCUGGAUUCGGAUUCCAAAAUCCCCCUGGACCUGAUACAUUUUCUGAAGAAAUUGGAUCCUUCCACAAUUAUGAUCACCGAUAUCCUUACAGGCCUGUUUACAGGACACUUCAAAGAUCCCCAGACUUCCCAACGUAUGGCCAACACGUCGUGAGGGAAGUAGUCAACGUUUACGAUGGUAAAAAACAUCCCGAAAAUCAAGAACCAACGGGAAAUGGUAAAAACUUUGUUUGGAGCACUUGAGAUUGAUUGAGGUUGUUCUGGGUCAUCCAUUUAACUACUCAAAACGAAUGAGACCACUGGAACGAUUGCUUGACCCUCGACCACGUGAUUUUGGAAGCAUCAUCGAUUAUUUAUAUCCUAAAAAAUCAAUAAAGAUAUUGUACAUA